Molecule: messenger RNA, 300 nt
Organism: Linum tenue
Lineage: Eukaryota; Viridiplantae; Streptophyta; Magnoliopsida; Malpighiales; Linaceae
Source: the annotation of a GenBank genome assembly
AUGUCGCUCUCGGAGUAUACGUUCAAGAGAGUCCUAAACAUGCAGACGAUCGGGAUAGUGAUCAACUUGGUGGUCCUCGCGGGCGCGGUGUCGACGGCGAUGGGGUUGGUGGGGUUGUUUGCGAGUGGGGAGUGGAAGCGGCUGACCAGAGAGAUGGAGGAGUUUGAAUCGGAGAAGGCGGCGUAUGUGAUGACGGUAGUCUGGGCUGCCGGAGCGGCUCAGGGGCUGUCGAUUGGGAUGAUGGGUUUGGUUUUCGAUGUGUCCUUCGUCUUCUCCAACGCCGUCAGUGUUGUUGCUUAG